UACUUAAUUCGGACGUAAGAAAGAAAUUCGCUUUUGCUUCCGCGGGUUUGAGAAAAACAGCUCGUGAACUGGUGUGAAAGAGAGAGGCGCUCACACACACACACACACUUCCUCACUCUCACACACUCACUCAAUUACACACUCUCACACACUCUCUUUCACACACCCUGUCUCACUCAAUCUCACACACACACACACACUCUCUCACACACACACAGUGGACACAAAGCCAGGAAAGAGAACCAAAACAAAGGACAUAUUUGGGAGUGAGAACUAACAGAUGCCAUGAAGCUACUCCGCACCAGAUGUCUGACCUUGGUCGCCAUUUAUUCACUGCUGCUGCUGACCAUUUCGUAUUUCUUGGACUGCCGCAACAAGCCGCGGGCUCCGGGCGAGCAGCAGCAGCAGCAGCUCCUUGCCAGGGAGUGCCCGGACAUUGUAGCCCCGGAGGUUUGGGCGGACUGGGGUAACGCGACAGCGGCGGCGGGCGGGACGGGCAAGCAGCACAUCUAUCUGCACGCCACCUGGAGGACCGGCUCGUCGUUCGUCGGCGAGCUCUUCAACCAGCACCCGGCCGCCUUCUACCUGUACGAGCCCAUGUGGCUCAUGUGGCAGGCUCUGUACCCGGGCGACGCGGAGAGCCUGCAGGGGGCGGUGCGGGACAUGCUGCGCUCGCUGUUCCGCUGCGACUUCUCGGUGCUGGGGCUGUACGCGGCUGCGGCCUCGGCGGCGGCUGCAGCGGCCCCGCUCAGCACCCGCACCGUGUUCGGCUGGCGCAACAACAAGGUGAUCUGCUCGGCCCCGCUGUGCGGCGCCUACAGCAAGGAGCGGGUGCAGCUGGUGGACGGCGCGGUGUGCGAGCGGCGGUGCGCGGCGCGCCCCCUCGAGGAGCUGGAGCGGGAGUGCAGGAAGUACCCGGCGGUGGUCAUCAAGGAUGUCCGGGUGCUGGACGCCGGAGUGCUGCUCACCCUGAUGCGCGACCCCUCGCUCAACUUCAAGGUGGUGCAGCUGGUGAGGGACCCCAGGGCCGUGCACAACUCCCGCCUGAAGUCCAAGCAGUCCCUGGUCAGGGAGAGCAUCCAGGUGCUGAGGAGCAAGAGCAAGAGGUCCCAGAGGGACAGCAAGGGCUCCUGGCUCUCCAGCAGAGCCCAACGGGCCGAAGCGUACGUCUCCAAAGCGCUGGAGGUGAUCUGCGAGGCUUGGAGCAGGGACCAGGCGCUGGUGAAGCGGGCUCCUGACUGGGUGCGGGCUCGCUACCUCACCGUCCGCUACGAGGACCUGGUGCUGGAGCCCCUGGGCAGCCUCAGGACGCUGUACGCCUUCGCCAACCUGACGGCCACGCCGGCCACCGAGAGCUACGUGUGGAACAUGACCCGCGGCGUGGGCUACUCCUCGGACCGGCCCUUCCUCAUCUCGUCCAGGGACGCGAAGGAAGCCGUCAGCGCCUGGAGGAAGAGGCUGAGCCUGUGGCAGAUCCAGCAGGUGGAACAGAGUUGCCAGGCGGCGAUGAAAAUGCUGGGCUACCGCCUGAGCAGCGUGGACAACACGUAGAGCCCUCCCCAGCAGCACUCAAAGGAACUGAGCCGAGGUAAACUCAACCAUACUCACAGGGUGGAAAAUAGAUGUCAUGUAGCGGAAGCUUCAUCUGCUGUGGCUUUUCAAAUUAAAAAAAAAGCCAAGAAAUUUAGAUUGGAAAAUAAAUACCUUUGCUGGAUGGGUACAAACAAUGUACUCUGAUUCUAAUGCCAUCAGAACACAGACAUACUUCACUUGUACUGUAUUUAUUUCUAAGUCAAAUCCACCUGAGCACAUCAUCUAAGCUAACAGCUGCGUCAGAGGUACCCUUUUUGGAAUGAGAGGUUAUGUUGGGACAUCCGCAUCCACCUGUGCAGGCAGAUCGGAAAUAUCCCAUGACAUUUCUUUUCCCAGAAAGAACGGGACGCCCUCUGGGAGAAACGAACAGCUGGAAAUCAGAACUGGGAAUACACAACAGGUCAAGCAGUGUGUAGAUAGAAACAGAGUUAACGUUUCAGGUUGGUAGCCGUUUGCUGUCGGUCCGGUCAAUAUUCAGUUCUUGAACAAUACCAAAGCAGAUCAACAAUCAAACAUCUCAUUGUUGUUCGCGGGAUCUUUCUGUACGCAUUUUUAAUAUUCAAUGUAAAUACAAAACAACGACCGUCCUCAGAUGCUCAUAAAGAUUUCACCAGACUAUUUUGAAGAACAUUGUCCCUGUCGUUAUUUUAAUCAAUCCAUUCAGAUAUGUUAUAACACAGCCUUGGAGCAGGUGGAACUUGAACGCAGGCCUUCUGGUUCAGAAACAUUUAUCCCUCCAUCAGACCACAUCGUCCUUUUUUUUAUUUUAUUAAACAAAUUACAAAACAGUUUUACAAUAAACAUUUACAGCUGUACAAGAGACAGCAAUUUUACAAGGGAGAGGAGCAGCAAAGCUAGGCCCCAAACCCUAUCGUUUGACCAUUUUACAGGGAGAUGAGGACAACCCUCAAAUCCCAGUUCCACAUUUAACAAGACAGUGACAAUGACAUUUGCACAUUAAACAAUACGGUUACAUACAGAAGUGCAGACAAUACAGACCCAGCAAGCCCCCAUCCCUCCCACCUUUCGACCACUCUAAGGCAGCCCGCCCCUACCCACCUUCCAGUUCUCGGUCCGCCCUCACACACCUUUCGACCACCUCUAGGACAGCCCGCCCCGGUACCCGCCCGGGGUGACAGCGGUUUAGACGGCCUACCCACCUUCCGGCUUCACUAACCACCCUCAUCACCUUUCGACCACCUCUGGGGCAGCCCGCCCCGGUAACUGCCCGGGGUGACAGCGCUGCACAUCGUCCUUUUAUAUGGCCUUGCUGUGCGUCCAUUGGUUGUGUUUCUCAACAUCAGCUGUGCAAAGCUUUGAAGUGACAUGGCAAAGUGAAAGGUGUUCCAUAAAUAGUGUUUUUAAAUGGCUGCUAUUAGAGAAAAAAAAUCACUGCCUAAGUUGAGGAUACAAAUGGUGCUUUAUAAAACUGCUUUGUUCAUUUUCAAGUGUCAACAUCAUCAUUCAGGUGACGUUUAAUGCACUUGAUGAACUACAGAUUAAUUAGUUUCUACCAUGAAGGAACUCUGGUUUAGUACUGACAAGCAUCUGAUAAUUUAGUGUUCAAUUUUUCAUAACCAAUUUUCUCAUUUUCAGUACUUUUGUAAUCUAAAAACAAAUAUUUAAUUAAAAAUGUAAAGAAAAAUGAUGUUAAAAAGUAAAGUAUUUAGCCACUUGUGUCAUAUUUUUAUUUCUGUUGAGCACAGACAUAUUUUAGGAGAUAGUGAGGAUGGCAGAUGCUGGAGAAGUCAGAGUUAAUAAAGUGUAAUGCUGGAAAAAAACACAGCAGCAUCAGGAUUGAGUCCUGAUUAAGGAUUAAGCCCAAAAUGUUGACUCUCUUGCUCCACGGAUGCUGCCUGGCCUGCUGUGCUUUUUCCAGCAUCAGACUUUAUCAAAGCAAACACAUUUUGCAAUGCUUCCAUUUUUGUGUAAACACCAUAUUGAUUAUAUAAUAGGAUAUCCAUGUGUUAUAAUUAUUGUUACAUGGCGGUGAACCCCUCUGUUAACUAAACCAAACACCCAGAAAAUCUCACCUCCCUUUGUAAAAUAUGAGUGACAAAGAACUCCCAAAUUCCAUUAUUUAAAGAAAAUAACAUCAAUUUUUUUUCUUUAACUCCAAAAGUGAACUUUAAACAACAACUAUUCACAACUCUAAAUCCUUCUUUUUCUUAACUGCUUAUUACCUGCCUCCAACUCUAUAAUAAUAUUGACACAAUGCUGGUCUGGUACAAGGUUACCUUGCCCUUGAAUUCUUUUUCAGAGAAGGGGUGUCUGAGGUUUGAAUGGUUCAUUGGGGCCUUGUUGUUUACUCUAACAGAUAGUGCUUCAGGCCAAAAGCUCGAAAGGUUUUUUGAAAACUAGUAUAUCAAGGGGGCGUGGCCAGCUCUCUAGCUGUGCAGUUUAGAACUUUAUUCAGCUCAGGAGAGAGUUGAGUAAAAGUCACAGGGGAAAAUGGAAGCCUUCUCUCUGUCCUUCUGCCCUUAUGAUUUCGAGCUGUAAGUUGCCUGUGCCAUUGUUUACUAUUUGGGACUAUUGCAAAUAUUUUCAGAACAUCAUCAUUUAGUUAGGUUUGGAUGGGAUAAGUUAUCCGGGAUUCUGUUCUCUGUUCUUUGUGUUUCAUUCUGUAAUUUUGUAAAUAAAUUUUGUUUGUUAAAACUUGGCAGUUGACCCAGCUAAUUUGCUCUGGGAAUAUCCAUUGUACACCUAACUAAACAAAUAGCAAAGUUACGGUGUGGGCGAACUGCUUAAAAAUGUUUCGAGGGGGUCUGGCCUAGUUCAUAACAAUGUACUGUUUCAAUAAACACAUAUUAAAAUUACAUCAAUUUAAUUUCAAAACCA
This is a messenger RNA of Hemiscyllium ocellatum (epaulette shark), 4431 nucleotides long. It is a transcript of the gene chst7, whose product is annotated as carbohydrate (N-acetylglucosamine 6-O) sulfotransferase 7. The record is from RefSeq and is a predicted model, not a curated record. The transcript has a single exon. Gene Ontology annotation, biological process: carbohydrate metabolic process; N-acetylglucosamine metabolic process. The coding region runs from base 286 to 1551 and encodes 421 amino acids. Lineage: Eukaryota; Metazoa; Chordata; Chondrichthyes; Orectolobiformes; Hemiscylliidae. Gene Ontology annotation, molecular function: chondroitin 6-sulfotransferase activity; N-acetylglucosamine 6-O-sulfotransferase activity. Gene Ontology annotation, cellular component: Golgi membrane.